This is a messenger RNA of Mangifera indica (mango), 1930 nucleotides long. RefSeq names its product deoxynucleoside triphosphate triphosphohydrolase SAMHD1 homolog. Gene Ontology annotation, molecular function: dGTPase activity. Bases 287 to 1690 code for a protein of 467 amino acids. The record is from RefSeq and is a predicted model, not a curated record. Lineage: Eukaryota; Viridiplantae; Streptophyta; Magnoliopsida; Sapindales; Anacardiaceae. Gene Ontology annotation, cellular component: nucleus. Gene Ontology annotation, biological process: dGTP catabolic process. The transcript has 20 exons.
GGCAGUUUCAUAAGCUUUCAAGUUUCAACUAUCACUUUCUCUUUCGCUUCUGCCUUAAUAAAAUGUUCAUAUUAAACCAUUCAUCUUCCAUAACGUUUCUCCCCUCCAGAAUUUACAACAAUUUACCACCACGUAACGCUCUAUUCCUUAUCGCCUGGUGCAUUCCACGUCACAAACUCCCGGCAUUCCUUUAUAUAACUGCCUUUUCCCUCUCUCAUUUCCCACACGUUACACGUUAACCAUUCUUUAUAACCCUAAGCUAUAGCUUAGUUUCAUCGAGCUCACAAUGGGAACUACUGCGGAUGACCAGCUCUCGUACUUGCACACUUUGGAGCCUUUAUGUGACCGCCGCUUCUCAAAGCAUGUUCAUGAUAAUGUUCACGGCAACAUCUAUCUAGAUAAGCUGUCUUUGAAGUUUAUUGAUACUGAACAAUUUCAGAGACUUCGCGAUCUAAAGCAACUUGGUCUAGCAUACUUGGUUUACCCUGGAGCUGUACAUUCUCGAUUUGAACAUUCAUUAGGGGUUUAUUGGCUGGCCGGCGCUGCUGUUUGGACAAUUAAAGCUUUCCAUGGCUCUGAGUUUGAUAUUGAUCGUGCUGAUAUACAGACUGUGAAACUUGCUGGACUUCUACAUGACAUUGGACAUGGACCAUUUAGUCACACGUUUGAGCGCGAGUUUCUUCCGCGAGUUCUUAACGGAUCCAACUGGUCUCAUGAGGACAUGUCUGCAAAGAUGAUAGACUACAUUGUUGAUGAGCACAAUAUUGAGAUUGAUUCUGAAAGCAUCAAGAGAGUAAAGGAAAUGAUUGUUGCUAGCCAUACUUCUGACAGGAGUACAAAGGAAAAGCAGUUUUUAUAUGAUAUUGUUGCAAAUGGUCGAAAUGGAAUUGAUGUGGACAAGUUUGAUUACAUUGUACGUGAUUCCCGGGCUUGUGGUCUUGGCUGCAAUUUUCAGUUUGAAAGGUUAAUGGAAAGUAUGCGAGUCAUGGGUGAUGAGAUAUGUUACCGAGCCAAGGAUUAUCUUACUGUUCACAAAUUAUUUUCCACACGUGCUGAUUUACAUCGGACAGUCUAUACACAUGCAAAAGUAAAGGCGGUAGAACUUAUGCUUGUUGAUGCUCUGUCAGAAGCAAAUCAAUAUCUUGACAUUUCGUCCUCAAUUCAACAGCCAUCUGAAUUUUGGAAGUUAGAUGACUUAAUAGUGAAAACAAUUUUGAUUGAUCCCCGACAAGAGCUCAAGAAAGCAAGAGAUUUAAUCCUUCGUAUUCGGAGAAGGGAAAUAUACCAGUUCUGCAAUGAAUUUUCAGUUCCAAAGGCCAAGCUAGAGCACUUCAAAGGCAUCACUCCACAAGAUAUUGUUUGUUCUCAGAAAGCUGGUGGUGUUUCACUAAAAGAAGAAGAUGUUGCUGUGAGCAAUGUUAGGAUUAAUUUGACUCGUGGAAGGAAGAACCCCCUUGAAAGCAUCAAUUUUUUCAAGGACUAUGAUUGCAAUGAGAAGUUUCCCAUUCAGGAUGAUCACAUCAGUCAUUUGCUGCCUGCAUGCUACGAAGACAUGAUUGUGAGGGCAUACUCUAAGAAGCCCGAACUGGUGGGAGCCGUUUCUGAGGCCUUUGAGAAUCUCCAGUUAAAAAUGUUUGGUAUGAAAGCACAGGUGCAUGAUACUCCUGAGAAGAAGAAACGCCGACUAUAAAUAAUUGCUGCAAUUCUUUGUCUACCUUGCUUAAUAUAAAUAAUAUAUACAGACUCUAUAGUCUAUACAUAUAGAACCAUGGACUGUCAAAGAAAAGUAAAAAAGAAAACAAAAAACAAUAGAAAGUGUAUAAAUUCAGUGAAUGUUAACAUGCAUAUAUGUCUGCUAGGGGCUUGUUUGUUACUACAUAUUCAUCUAUGUGCAUCUAUAACAUAACAUUGAUGUCUGGCUUAUUUUUCA